This is a messenger RNA of Tripterygium wilfordii, 1109 nucleotides long. Its product is annotated as ethylene-responsive transcription factor 2-like. Gene Ontology annotation, biological process: ethylene-activated signaling pathway; regulation of DNA-templated transcription. Bases 199 to 813 code for a protein of 204 amino acids. Lineage: Eukaryota; Viridiplantae; Streptophyta; Magnoliopsida; Celastrales; Celastraceae. The transcript has a single exon. Gene Ontology annotation, molecular function: DNA binding; DNA-binding transcription factor activity. The record is from RefSeq and is a predicted model, not a curated record.
UCUCUCGCUGUGGCCCAUCUCUCCCCAACCCAACUUGCGUGUCUUAACGUAAGUGCCUGACGUCACGGCACGCAACGAAGUCGUUCCACGUGUUUAUUUGCCCACUUGCAUUCAUCGUGCAUAUAAUUUUCAAACGUACUUAUAUAAGCCAUCAUCUCUAACCCUACAAAUUCACUCGAUUCAAUUACAUGCCAAGAAAUGAACCAAGUCACUUCAGAGAAUCCUAGCUUUACUCAGUUCCAUCGAACCCCAAGCUAUGGCAGUCUCUUGAAUCCUUGCUUAACAGAUCACUGGGGAGACCUGCCGUUGAAAGUCGACGAUUCUGAAGAUAUGGUCAUCUACAACUAUCUCCGUGACGCAGUCGGUUUCGGAUGGUCUCCUUUAGAUCUAGUCACAACGACCGUUAAAACGGAGACAACACAUCAUGAUCAAGAUCAAGUGGUGGAGAGCAAGCCGGAGGAAUCCGUAGUAGAUGAAAGUGAUUGCGGUUGUGCGGAGAAGAAAGCGACGGGGAGGCGUUACAGAGGAGUGCGACAGCGGCCGUGGGGGAAAUUUGCGGCGGAAAUACGAGAUCCGGCCAAGAACGGAGCCAGAGUAUGGCUUGGAACAUUCGAGACUGCGGAGGAAGCCGCUUUGGCUUACGACCGAGCCGCUCAUAAGAUGCGCGGGUCCAGGGCUUUGUUGAACUUUCCUCAGAGAGUUGGGUCUGGUGAGCCUGAGCCGGUUAGAAUCACUGCUAAGCGUCGGGAGCCGGUAUCAAGCACUAGUAGUGGAGUAUUGGAUAAGAGGAAGAGAGGCAUGUUGAUCGACUAAUGAUCACGACUUGUUUCUUUUUUCUUUUUUCUCUAUGUGGAUCGGCUAAUGAUCCUGACUUGAAAUAAAGAGAGGGCUCUACUUACCGACAAUGGCCGACCAAUCCUGAGUUUUGAGUAGAAAACGGCAUCGUUUGGUUUACACAAUUAGCCAAACAAUAACAUUAAAUUUGUGAUAUUAUUUUCGUAUGUUGUCAAUGUGGAAUUUAUGUAUAUAUAAGAAGGACGGACAAAUCCAUGGUUUCUGUAUUUAAAAUUUGUUUAGAAAAUUGAUAUAAACGUUUAUUAUAUCGACAA